AUGAAAAGAUAAAUAUUAAAUGAACAAUUAAAAAUGAAAAAGAAUAAGAGUUGCCAAAUUUCUCGAUCCUUUUAGAAUGAAUUUUCACUUGAAAGAAAAUAAAGUAUAUCUUAAAAAAAAGGGAAUAAUGAUACAUCAGGCUCUAUGCAAAUUUUCGAAAUGUGGUCUAAGAAAAUGAAAAAGCAAUGCGAUAAUUAUUUAUAAUCACUUAAACAUAAAUAAGAACAAGAGAUGUAUUAUUAUAUUUAAUUAUUUCAACAGAAAUAAAUCAAAUCAUGUUCCACCAAUUAUGUUGAAGAACAUAGAUAUGAUGAAACGUAGCGAUAAAACCACUCUUCCAAGAUCAAGAAUUACGUCUUUCAAUUAAUAAGAUUUAAAUUAAAGAUCCAUUAAGUAAAUCAUCCAAUAGGAUUAAGAAUAUAUUGGAACUUCAAUAUAUAGUAUUAGUGGCAGAUCAAAUGUCUAACCUUUUUUUUAUCAAAGACAUAAAUUAUCUCCUAUUCGAGAUAUUAAAAAUUGCAUUGAUUAAUGUAAUACUCUACUCCAAGAUGUUUAAAGUAUUAGUAAGUAAAUGAUAUAAAUUAAAAUAGGGAGUUUUAUUAACCUAAACCAGAUAGGUUUAAAUUGUAUGUCUAAAAAAGACAAAAAGAGAAACUCAAGGAAAUGUUUUUAUUAAGAAGAUUAUAGUGA
Paramecium pentaurelia is the source of this 690-nucleotide messenger RNA. The record is from the annotation of a GenBank genome assembly. Lineage: Eukaryota; Ciliophora; Oligohymenophorea; Peniculida; Parameciidae.